CGAGUCAUGACGAAACUGGUGCAUACACUGUAACAUGUUGGAUGUAGUUGAUGUUAAUUCGAGCAGGCCCCUCCCACGUGAAUAUCACCAAUGCCGCCCCGCAAGCCAACCUGCCGUUGAGGCAAGCGUUCAGACAGCCUAUCUGUGCGCCGGAACCAAAGAUCCAUGAUAUCACGGAAAAGUUCCUAAAAGCGAGUAACGCUCUGGAAGUCGGGCAACUUGUCAAAGAUGACUACUUCACAUUGUUCGAGUCCAUCGGGGCUAUCGAGAUCAUGGAUCCCAAGAUGGACAGCGGUUUCCUGGAACCCGGCGAGACGCUUGAAGAUGACUACGACACAUCCAGAUCUUUGCUUCCAGAGGAGAUCAUCGGCAUCAUGGACCAGCUGCUCUGCUACGAAAUGGCCUGGCAUACAGGCUACCCCCUCUCUCAGACACUCUUCACAUCAGUCUACAUCGACAAGCUGCUAUGGCCCGAACCCAAAACCCUCGAGCAGUCUCAGUUUUUCCCGAAUGGCGAGAGCGCACAUGGACCGUCAGUACAGGCAUUACUGCAGGUGCUCAGAGCGUACUGUCUUGCACUCAUCAAAGGCUGUGACUAUGUGAUAGCGAAGAUCACUAGUCGAGACUACUUUGAGGAAGAGGACUUCUGCACACAGACUUACAACCGGGUUUUGUUUGUCAGUACGCCGAUAGAUGUUUUCUUGAGAGAGCUUGACGCUGCGAUAGAAAUCAUGGAAGAUACCGAUCUAGAACUGAAUGAUGCACUCCGGUCAGCCAUCAUAGCCAGACUAAAGUUUAGAGAAGACUAUCUUAGAGCCUUGGAUCUAGACCACCCACUAGACCAGAUUUCGUCUUCAUGGUCCCCCGCGCUCGCGGGCAUGAACUCAAUCAAAGCUACACAUCAGCUCGGACAGUCCGUACCUGGCGCCUUCAGUACAAAGAUGCAACGCAGGCUUGCAUCGACAGUACCACCUCGCCCGAUUGUUGAGUUCGAAUUCAAAGAGGCACUGGUUCUGCUUGAACAUAUCUGCGUCGAUUGCGAAGAAGCUACUCGAUUCAUCGACCUUCCGCAAGACCCCCUGGAAUACCAGUCGUUCCUCUGGAACUUUGCAUCUCGAUCACCUGCGCCACUGGCAUACUCGCGAUCUUAUCUCUCGACACUGCUGUUUCAUCCGGAGACAUUGAACACGGCCAUGUCAUUGCCCCUGGCGGACGUCAAGACGCUCGUCUUGCCCGCUUCCCCCGUGCUCGAUCCAAUCAACUGGACAGUUUCUCCACCCCGAAACUCACUCCUGCCCAAACCACCUCGACUUCAACUGGCAAUGCUUAUCGAUGAGUUUGUAGAACGCUCCGGACAGCCAUACUUGGACCUCUGGGUCGCCCUGGGCCAGAAUCGCUGCCGCCUCCGCCGAAUGCUAACCCACGUCAUUACCGCCUGGGACUUCUUGCAAGCGGACGCCAGCCUCGUAGACACCGACCUCGCGGCUGCGGCCUCGGAACUCUCUCUCACCGACCAAAUCCUCGAGUUCUCACUCUCAACAUGGGUCUACCACAAGAAGCUCUGGAUGAUUGAGAAAGUUAUCCUCCUCGGCUUCGAGCAAGACAUCUACCUGCCCGACGAAUUCAGUGGGCUGUACCUCUUCCUCUCGCUCAUCGUCACGCGCCGCCUCGAACUGCUCUCGCGCAUGCACUCCCACCACACGGCACGGCACACGCAACUGCUGCGCGAGCGCAAGCUGCGGCUUGCCUCCGAAGCCGCAGACGCAGCGCCCUACCUCUCGUCGCUCCUCGCAGAAGCAUCCGGCACCGCCGCCCUCUCGCUCGCGCUCGCGCGCUUCUACAUGAUCUGCGCCUACCUGUCGCUCAUCCCGCUGCCCAAGCGGCCCUUCGGCACCGAGAAACUCCGCUACGAACUACGCAUGAAACCGUUCCUCGCCGUGCAGCCGCCCGAAGUCCCGCCCUUUGAGGACUUCAAAGCGCACACGCAGCCCUACGGCGCGUACGCCGCGCCGGACCCGGCGUUCCACGCCGACCUCGGCAACGAGCAGAGCGAGCUCUGGCGUGAAGUCGAUGGCAACGUGAGGGCGGCGCGCGAGGCGUUUGCCGAGGUGAAGCGGCUCGGGCCGCGAGCGGCGCGGUGCCAGGGCGUGGAGACGGCGUGGACGAGGGACGUGCAGAAUCUGCUUGCGAGCUGUGUUGCGCUGGGCGUUGCGAGCGCGGGCGUCAAGGAGGCUGUGAGCAGGGACGCCGCGGGGGGACAUGGGCGUGGAGUCGGGGUGAGUGGUGUGCGUGCGGAGGUGCCCGAGGGCGGGGCGAAGAAGAGGUACAGCGAGGGCUGGGUCGUGGUGAAGGUCGUCAAGCAGGAGUGAGCGUUGAGCCGUGUAGCAGGCCUGGGGGGACCCAACUCUGGCGUGGGGACGCGUGCAUCAAUUCCUCGACGCCCACGUAAAGCUG
Molecule: messenger RNA, 2454 nt
Organism: Didymella exigua CBS 183.55
Lineage: Eukaryota; Fungi; Ascomycota; Dothideomycetes; Pleosporales; Didymellaceae
Product: Mak10-domain-containing protein
Exons: 4
Coding region: 51-2369 (772 amino acids)
Biological process (GO): N-terminal peptidyl-methionine acetylation
Cellular component (GO): NatC complex
Source: RefSeq, a predicted model, not a curated record